CGUAGCAGUAUUUUCUUUUAUCUAAUCGUACGUACCUCACAUCACGAGUGAGUGCCAYAGUACGAGUACGCACGGUGCGAUCGACCCUGCUGGAUGCAUCGCUCCAGUCGAUCACAAACUUCUGUAGUAUCACGAUGGUCCAAGUCGUUCAAGUAGUCCUCAAGUGGUCGAAAGAGGUCAUCGAAUUUGAGAUCGAAGUACCGACCACACCCAACUCGUUCACGGGGAGAUCAUUCAAGGACAGGGUGCACUCCCUCACGAAGGUUCCGGUUGAUCGUCAAAAGAUUGUCGUCGCAAAGACCAAGUCCAAACCGACUCCAUCGGGAACCGGAAAAACCAAGAACCCAAUAAAAUGGUGGAAAGGUAUUCUMAAAGACGACUUUGAUUUUGCGUCUGCGAUUGYAGCAUCGAUUAAUACUGAUAAUUCGACAAGGAUAGAAUUGARGUUAACGCUAAUGGGAACAGCCGAAGUGUUGGAAUCCAACAGCAACAGGGAGAAAACAAAAUUUAUCGAAGACAUGUCAYUAUCCGAAAAGAAAGAAGCGGAGCAAAGGGAAUGGAUGAACUCUAUGGAAAGCGUGGCGGCGAUGAUCCCAGCCCUUCAGGUCCCGCCACUGGACCGGCAGCCCCCGGGGAAUACAAACGGCGAUGGCAAUGGCAACAGCAGCGGGGAUCCCAUGCAAUCGUCCCCCCCCACGAUUGUCAGCGAAUUCACGGAAUCCCGMGCCUACGAUCGAUUGGUGCACGGAUAUUCCCAGCUGCGCAUCGACGCCCUUCUUCGGGAGCAGACCCGAGGCGAUCUACCAGGUGCCGACGCGGAAGAGCCGGGGRGCCYGUCRACACCCCGAUUGCACGGGCGCCCMGUCAUGACGAUGGGACUGGAACUUCAGCGCGCCUACGUAAACGACCUUGCCGUAUUGAAGGAUGGAACCCUGGUGAGUGCCUUGGACGAUGGYCACGUCCAAUUGUGGAAACACUGCCGUCGAAUCUGUGACAUCGUGCACAAGCCGGGCCAAUUCGGUGGCUCCCAAUUCUUUUCUGGAGUCGACAGCGUCCUGGCUCUGGACGACAGCAACUCGCCAUCAUCGCCGUUUGCCUUUUGCACGGCAGGAAUGGGCACCGUUCGGGUGUGGGACAGCGAUGGGGAUGCCCUGUUGGGCCUGGUCCCGUCGCCGCUUCCCAAUACGAGUCCGACGGGUUUGGUGCGGAUCCCUACCAACAGUCCGGACGCGCUCUGCCUAGCAGCUAGGUUCCGGAUCGCCUGGCCCGCCUCCCGCCGACCGAGACUCGUGCCCCAAGACGAAGCAGGCCGCAGGCGCCUCAUAGAGAUCGAGCGGAGCGAGGCAGAGAUGAACGAUGCACUGACGGGCAUGUCGAAAACGGUUCAGGUUUUCUUUAGCGACGGUGGCAGCAAAACACAAGGGGUCAAAAAUUUCUUUUUGACCGCACCGGCUCCUGUUACGGCACUGGCAUCAUGGAAACAAGGASAUGAUUCUAUCCUAGCUGUAGGGGACACCCAGGGCGGGAUUACGCUGCAAAAAAUAGCCACGUCGGAGCCGGGAUCGAACGGGAGWCAAGCUAACAUUUCAAACAACAAAAACAACAGCACACUCCGGAUUCAGGAACUACGACGCAUACAGUUUGCAUCGUCCGAAAACGCAUCCGAGACGUGUUCUUCUAUCGUCUACCUACAGUAUAUGGCCGAAACCAAACASUUACUGGUAUCGACCAAGGAGAUUCAGCUCACCGCUCUCACCAACCCAUCGUCGAACAUCCCAAUCCCAAUAUUGACCUUGAUUCCGUCUGCGGGUCCUCAAGCGGUGCACUCGAUCGAUAUGGAGGCGGUGUUAUCGGAUGCAACGCCCAGACCGCUCUCAUCCAAUCCUCUGCUGUUUUCCCUCGCUGGCCACAAGGACGAGGUGCAUUGCAUAAUGUCUCUUCCCAACGGAGAUCUCUUGACGGCUGGCGGAAAACACGAUGCUACCACGCAGAUUUGGUCAMGGUCACAACUCCAGUCGGCAACGACAAGAACCGAAACACCAGCAUCGGWACCCAUUCUGGCGAAAGCAGCAACAGUAAAUCUCUGCAAAGAUGCUGGGUACAUCUUUGCGGCAGAGGUGCUCGAGGAUUUCAAGAGCAAGGGAGAURGUUCGGGGGAUGAACCGAACAAUAAGAAAGAACAAAAGAGCAGUCCUUUCGCUAUCGCAGUAGCUCGUUAUAAYGUUGUGAAGAUAAUAGUAUAGGAAUCUUUUAGGUUGGAAUUUGGAAACAACAAUCUCUAUGUUCAAUGAUUAAGACA
Molecule: messenger RNA, 2299 nt
Organism: Pseudo-nitzschia multistriata
Lineage: Eukaryota; Bacillariophyta; Bacillariophyceae; Bacillariales; Bacillariaceae
Source: the annotation of a GenBank genome assembly